AAUCAUUUUUUUAUUCAAUGUUUAAGUUGUUUUUGAUGCGAGAACAAUCCAUCUCUGCUAUAAUUCGUAUUUCGAGAAGUUACGAAAACAGAAGUUUACAGCGAGGAACAUUAGUGAUUAGUGGAUUAGAUUUAUAAUGCGUUUUAAUCAACGUUUCGUUAGAGGAACGUUUCUCUAAGAUAAAUUUAUUUAUUUAAUGGGUGCAGCACAUACGACAAAAAUAACAGAAAAAAUGGAGAACUCUCAGCCAUCAGAUACACGAGAAAAAACAGAAGGACAAUCUCGUGCUAGUAGCAGCACGAGACCACUGUCAAUCGAAGGACCAUCGACUGCGAAUAAUAGCCAAAUGCCAGUACAGGAAGUAUUACCAAAUCAACCUAGACAGCCAACAAAUUUACAAGGAUUACUCAGAUUUGCUAUGGAAGCAACCAAUUCUCAAGAUACCCCAAGUGAUAGUCGGUUUCAUCCAUUGGACAAAGAAAGACAAGAGUUUCUAAAACAAACACUUUCCUCAUUGUCAGUCAAUGUUAUCGAAGAACUACAGAAAUCUAUUAAAGUUUUAUCAAAUGUAGUUGACCUCAGACCAAAUGAUGACACUUCAGAACAAGAAAAUGCUUUGGAAAGGAUUGCAGAUUUUGUAGAUAACAUAGAUAUAGCUAAUGACUUCUAUAAAAUAGGAGGUUUUUCAAUAUUCGGUCCAUGCUUAAAUUCUUCCCAUAGUAGCAUUAGAUGGAGAGCAGCUGAAGUUAUUGCUGAAUUAGCUCAAAAUAAUCCAUUCUGUCAAGAAAGAUGCCUUGAAACUGGUCUGUUCCCUAUAUUAUUGAACAUGAUAGACACUGAUCCGACUGAUGCAGUGAGAAUCAAAGCACUGUAUGCUGUAUCUUGUAUAGUUCGUGAACAUCCAGUAUCUUUGAAGUACAUGGAUGUAAAUGAUGGCUAUUCUGUUCUUCUGAGAGCCAUGCAAAGUUCAGUGAAGAAAUUACAAAUUAAAUCUGCAUUUCUUUUAUCUUCUCUUUGUACUAAAGAAAAUACAGACAAUUUAAAAUUAACCCUAGUGAAUAUGGGUUUAGUGGAACAGGCAGCGGGUUUAUUAGCCGCUGAUGACAUACUUCCAGAGAUCAGAGAUCAACUGAUAAAUAUUCUUCAUGGUUUGACCAAUGAGGAUUUCCUUCCUGCUUUGAAAGAAUGUCGACGACCAGAACUGUGCUUACGUUCUACAUUGGAAAAUUGUAUAAAAGACUUGAAACAAGAAGAGAAUAUGGAUCAAGUGGAUGUAUGCUCUCGACUGAUGGAAAAAGUCUUUUCUGAUCAAGAUACAAAUCAAGAAAGAUAAUUGCAACUAACAAUAAGAUCGAACUAUCUUUUCCGCGGAAAUAAAAUUUGUACAUUACCUGAUAAUAUCGUUAAUAAACAAAGCUAAAUAUAUUUUAUUUAUAUCA
Osmia lignaria (orchard mason bee) is the source of this 1439-nucleotide messenger RNA. RefSeq names its product hsp70-binding protein 1. The record is from RefSeq and is a predicted model, not a curated record. Gene Ontology annotation, molecular function: adenyl-nucleotide exchange factor activity. Gene Ontology annotation, cellular component: endoplasmic reticulum. Lineage: Eukaryota; Metazoa; Arthropoda; Insecta; Hymenoptera; Megachilidae.